CUUGGUUCUCUAGGUGCGGUUAGAGGGCGGGUCGCGCGCCUGUCCGCCUGCCACAGAAGUUAGGACUAUGGUAUGGAGCCCGUCCCGGAGAAGGGCGCCAAAACCACUGAGGAGGAGCCUGGAAUGCCCCAUGAAUCAGCAGAGGAUUUGUUUCAUUUCAAUGUUGGAGGCUGGCAUUUCUCAGUUCCCAGAAGCAAACUUGCUCAAUUCCCAGACUCGCUGCUGUGGAAAGAGGCUUCAGCCUUGACCUCUUCAGAAAACCAGAGGCUGUUCAUUGACAGAGAUGGUUCUACAUUUAGGCAUGUCCACUAUUACCUCUACACUUCCAAGCUCUCCUUCUCCAGUUGUGCUGAACUGAACUUGCUCUAUGAGCAAGCCCUGGGUUUGCAGCUGAUGCCUUUGCUUCAGACCCUAGACAAUCUGAAGGAGGGGAAGCACCACCUCCGCGUGCGGCCUGCGGACAUCCCGGUUGCUGAGAGAGCAUCUCUGAACUACUGGCGGACAUGGAAGUGCAUCAGCAAGCCUUCCGAGUUUCCAAUCAAAAGCCCAGCCUUCACAGGUCUUCAUGAUAAGGCACCUUUGGGACUCAUGGACACCCCACUGUUAGACACAGAAGAGGAAGUGCACUACUGUUUCUUGCCCCUCGACUUGGUAGCCAAGUAUCCAAGCCUAGUAACGGAAGACAACCUGUUGUGGCUGGCUGAAACUGUGGCCCUGAUCGAGAGCGAGUGCAGCGAGUUCCGCUUCAUUGUGAAUUUUCUCCGCUCACACAAGAUUUUACUACCAGAUAACUUCUCCAACAUAGAUGUGUUAGAAGCAGAAGUAGAAAUUCUGGAAAUCCCCGAGCUUACAGAAGCUGUACGGCUGUACCGGAUGAAUAUGGGUGGCUGUUCCCGGACCUCCUGUCCUCCUCCAAGCCCUGGAAAGGGGGGUCGUACAGCUAGUCUGGAGUCUGUGAAACCACUGUACAUGAUGGCAUUGGGUCUUCUGGUCAAGUACCCAGACUCUGCACUGGGACAGCUUCGCAUUGAGAGCACACUGGAUGGAAGCAGACUGUACAUCACAGGGAAUGGGGUCCUCUUCCAGCAUGUCAAGAACUGGCUGGGCACUUGCCGACUGCCCCUGACUGAGACCAUCUCUGAGGUGUAUGAGCUUUGUGCCUUCCUGGACAAGAGGGACAUCACCUAUGAGCCAAUGAAAGUGGCUCUCAAGAGUCAUCUGGAGCCGAGGACUUUGCCACCCAUGGACGUGCUCAAUGAGGAGUGGACAGCAGGGAUCACUAUAUAUUCACCCCAACAGAUCAUCAAGCUUUAUGUUGGAAGCCAUUGGUAUGCAACCACCCUGCAGACCCUGAUGAAGUAUCCAGAACUGCUAUCCAACACUCAGAGAGUAUACUGGAUCACCUACGGACAGACCUUGCUCAUCCAUGGUGAUGGCCAAAUGUUCCGACACAUUCUCAACUUCCUGAGACUUGGAAAACUGUUUUUACCAUCAGAAUUUAAGGAAUGGCCUCUCUUCUGCCAGGAGGUGGAGGAAUAUCAUAUUCCAGCCCUCUCAGAAGCCCUUGCACAGUGUGAGGCAUACAAGUCAUGGACUCAGGAAAAAGAAUCUGAAAAUGAAGAAGCUUUUCCUAUUAGGAAGCUGCAUGUGGUGACAGAAGGGACAGGGCCAAUGGCAGAGUUCAGUAGAGAUGCCAAGGAAACCACAACCUGUAUGCCUGUGGACUUCCAAGAUUGUAGUGACAGGACUCCAUGGAACAAGGCCAAAGGAAACCUGACCAGGUCCAGUCAGAUGGAGGAGGCUGAACAGUACACCCGGACUAUCCAGGUCUCCCUAUGCAGAAAUGCUAAGAGGGGGGGCAAUCCUAGCACAUACUCACACUGUUCUGGCUUAUGUGCCAACCCCAGACACUGGGGAGGUCACUCUGAGAGUCCUCCCAAGAAGAAGUGCCCCACUAUAAACCUCACACAGAAAUCUGAUGUCAAAGACCCUCCUGUCACCCCCAUGCAAAAACUCAUAUCUUUGGUAAGGGAAUGGGACAUGGUCAACUGUAAACAGUGGGAAUUCCAGCCACUGACAGCCUCCCGGAGCAGCUCUUUGGAGGAAGCUACCCUGCAUGUCCCUGCAGGAAGUGAGGCUACUUCCCAACCUGGUACCUCAGGUGCCUGGAAAGCUCAUUCCAUAACCUCAGAGAAGGACACUGGUCCCCAGACUGGGCCUGGAGCUGGAGUGAAAGACAAAGGUCCAGAGCCAACUUUUAAGCCAUACUUCCCCACAAAAAGAGCUGUCACCCUAAAGGACUGGGGCAAGCAGAGGCCCAAGGAGAGAGUAACCUGGGCCCUGCUUAGAGGUGCCUUCGAGGACUCUGUGAAUCAAAACCUUGCCCCUGAGCAGCCUCUGCCUAAUGUUAAUGGGAUAGACAACCCAGGGGCCAUCCUCAAAGUGACUCACCCCCCUGUGGUGGGCAGUGAUGGCUCUUGCAUGUUCUUUGAAGACAGCAUCAUCUACACCACCCAGAUGGAUAACAUCAAGCAUACCCCACUCGUAGCCAGCCCCCAACCUCGAGAAGUGACUUUCCUAAGUUUCUCUUUGUCCUGGGAAGAGAUGUUUUAUGCACAGAAAUGUCACCACUUCCUGACUGACAUCAUCCUGGAUUCCAUCAGGCAAAAGGACCCCAAAGCUAUCACAGCCAAGGUGGUGUCCCUGGCCUACCGGCUGUGGACGCUGAACAUCAGCCCCAAGCAGUUUGUGGUGGAUUUGCUGGCCAUCACUGGCUUCAAGGAUGAUCGGCACACUCAGGAGCGUCUGUACAGCUGGGUAGAGCUCACACUGCCUUUUGCCAGAAAAUAUGGCCGUUGCAUGGACCUGCUCAUCCAGAGGGGACUGUCUAGGUCUGUCUCGUACUCAGUCCUGGGCAAGUAUUUACAAGAGGGUUAGAGUACCCACAGAUGUUGGUCCCACAGACCACCAGCACUUUCCCAAGGCUCAUUUUAACUGUGGAUAUCCCCAGAAUGCAUAUACCCAGCCAAUGAUACAAAUCACUCUAUUUUUAUUAUAAACAAAUAAAAGAGUAAACCACAAGACAAA
This is a messenger RNA of Peromyscus eremicus (cactus mouse), 3087 nucleotides long. It is a transcript of the gene Kctd19, whose product is annotated as potassium channel tetramerization domain containing 19. The transcript is spliced from 17 exons. Lineage: Eukaryota; Metazoa; Chordata; Mammalia; Rodentia; Cricetidae. The record is from RefSeq and is a predicted model, not a curated record. Gene Ontology annotation, biological process: protein homooligomerization. Bases 73 to 2937 code for a protein of 954 amino acids.